Molecule: messenger RNA, 3130 nt
Organism: Linum trigynum
Lineage: Eukaryota; Viridiplantae; Streptophyta; Magnoliopsida; Malpighiales; Linaceae
Source: the annotation of a GenBank genome assembly
AAAAUUAAGAAAAUCAAUUCCCAAUGAUAUCUUGUCACGACAACAUUCAUACGCAUUACCAACUCUCCCCACAAUAAUGGCAAAUUAGAACCCAAAAGCAAUGGACGGUUCCGAAUCCUUGGGACAAGAUUUAUUAUUAUUAAAAUAAAAUAUCCCCAAAAUUCUCCACACAAAAUUCAGAGAGAAUCACGUUACCGUCGAUCUAUCACUCAAUACCAGCCACCAAUUUUGCCCAAGAUAUUUAAUUUAAUUUUAAACUACUUUUUUUCAUUUAUUUUCCCGAAUUGCCCCUCACCAUAUCCUCAAUUUUGUUGUCAACCGAAGCGAAUGCACUGGAAAGUCAUGGGCAAAUCGGACCUCGAUGUCCUAUCAAAUAUCAGAGAUCCACAAAAAGCACUCCACAGCUCACAGUUCACUCUUCCUCCCUUCAUUUCAGUGUGAGCCUCACUAAAUUAUCUGACCAGAACAAAAAUGGCUACUGCGGCCAUGGGAGCUCUCAAAGUGCCACCUUCCUCGUCGGCUUCUCCUCCUUCCUGCUCCACCAAUGCCGGCAGGAAAUCGGAGGCAAGGAGCUUGGGGUUCUCGUCGUCGAAACUCUCCGGGGAGAAGUUUUCCUCCAGGGCAUUGUCCGCUAGACGGUCUGGGAAGAGCGGCCGGAAUGCGAGGACUCCGCUGAUCGUUUCUCCGAAGGCUGUUUCGGAUUCCAGGAACUCUCAGACCUGUCUUGAUCCUGAUGCGAGUAGGAGUGUUCUAGGUAUUAUCUUGGGAGGUGGGGCUGGAACCAGGCUUUACCCACUGACCAAGAAGAGGGCAAAGCCUGCUGUCCCUCUAGGAGCUAAUUACAGGCUGAUCGAUAUCCCUGUCAGCAAUUGCUUGAACAGCAACAUUUCGAAGAUUUAUGUUCUUACCCAGUUCAACUCCGCAUCCCUGAAUCGUCACCUCUCGCGGGCUUAUGCGAGCAACAUGGGUGGCUACAAGAAUGAAGGGUUUGUCGAAGUUCUCGCAGCUCAGCAGAGCCCAGAGAAUCCCAACUGGUUCCAGGGGACAGCUGAUGCUGUAAGGCAGUACUUGUGGUUGUUUGAGGAGCAUAAUGUGUUGGAGUAUUUGGUUCUUGCUGGGGAUCAUCUUUAUCGAAUGGACUAUGAGAAAUUUAUUCAGGCUCAUAGGGAAACUGAUGCAGACAUUACUGUUGCUGCAUUGCCGAUGGAUGAGAAGCGUGCUACUGCAUUUGGUUUGAUGAAGAUCAAUGAAGAAGGUCGGAUUAUAGAGUUUGCCGAGAAACCCAAAGGAGAUCAGCUUAAAGCUAUGAAGGUUGAUACAACUAUCUUGGGUCUGGAUGAUCAAAGAGCAAAAGAAAUGCCCUACAUUGCUAGCAUGGGUAUAUAUGUUGUCAGCAAACAUGUGAUGCUAGAGCUACUCAGGGAUAAGUUUCCUGGUGCCAAUGAUUUUGGCAGUGAAGUAAUUCCUGGAGCUACAUCCAUUGGCAUGAGAGUGCAAGCUUACCUUUAUGAUGGAUAUUGGGAAGAUAUUGGUACAAUGGAGGCUUUCUACAAUGCGAAUCUUGGAAUAACAAAGAAACCAAUUCCAGAUUUCAGCUUCUAUGAUCGGUCUUCUCCUAUCUAUACACAACCUCGGUACUUACCUCCAUCCAAGAUGCUCGAUGCUGAUGUCACAGACAGUGUCAUUGGGGAAGGAUGUGUCAUUAAGAACUGCAAAAUUCAUCAUUCCGUUGUUGGGCUCCGAUCCUGCAUCUCAGAAGGUGCAAUCAUUGAGGAUACAUUGCUGAUGGGAGCGGACUACUAUGAGACUGACGCGGACAGGAGGUUCUUGGCUGCCAAGGGCAGCGUUCCUAUUGGCAUAGGCAAAAACUCCCACAUCAGGAGAGCAAUCAUCGACAAGAACGCUAGAAUUGGUGACAAUGUCAAGAUCCUUAAUAGUGACAAUGUACAAGAAGCAGCAAGGGAAACUGAUGGCUACUUCAUUAAGAGCGGGAUUGUGACUGUAAUCAAGGAUGCUUUGAUUCCCAGUGGAACCGUGAUUUAAGAAGAAGCGAAGUGUUUUCUUCAUAUAAGUACGGCUUCUAGCGGUUAGGGAGCAAGAUGGUAAAAAAAAAAAAAAAAGUUGAGUUGUUUAGCCUCUUUUUAAUCAUUUGUGCUGCAUGAUAGUAUGUGUUUCUUCUCUCAUGGCUUGGGGCUGGGUUGUAUAGUUAACAACAUUGUCAAGUAUGGUGGCAGCCAGAGGGAGCGAGAGCACUCAAUAAAUCCAAAAAGAAAAGAAAAUCGUCAUGCUGUAAAGGGUUUUUAUUCUUAGCAGUAAUUUUCAAUUUUUAUCACUAUGCAGAAAGAGCAAGCAGAGAGUAAUGUAGCUUCAUUCUCCUUGUGUACUCUCCUUGCCAUUCCAAUUUCCAACCUUGUUACUAACAUUUUCAUGUUAAUAGUUAAAUAUCGAUAUCGUGACCGAACACGCUUAUAUAUGUUACGUAUUAUGUCGCGAUGGAGGAUUUACUUGAGGAGAAGAUCGAAGUUGUUGAUAGUUCACCUAUGCCACAUCAGCUUUGAAUUAUUAUUAUGCUUCCAUGUCAGCAACAAACAUAUAUUAUUAAACAAUUCUUUUUCCCCCUUCAAAAUCAAUAAAAUGUAGCAACGGUAAAAGCAAAAAAAUGGUAUAUAAACAAUCAUAUCUCCAUAGUGCUCUUUCCCAUUGUUGGGGAAAAAUAUCACCAUCUCAUCAACGGGCAACGCUACCGGCGCCAUAAAAAUAGCGUCUCCCCACCCAAAAUCAGUGGUGCAAAAGGGAAUCCGUGACCAGGUUGUCGCAAGCAUAGUAUGUGCAAAAGAAUGCACAUUUCUAUGCAGCUCAUGACAAUCAAUCGAAGAUCUAACACUAGCAUCUGUAACCAUCUUGAUUGCAUCUUGAACCAACCCCACUGUUGUUGAAAAAGACUCGUUGUUCAAGUCCUUAGCUUUGCUGAUGGUGCAAGCCACUGCAAUUCCAUUCCCCAAGUGCCCUUUAGGCAAUGGCGGAUCCAUUUUCUCCCUCACAUUCACAGGUACCAUGAGUUUGGUUUCCUGAUCGGCAACCAUGUUCAACGCCUUGCUUCGAGCUAUCCAAAUGAAAGCUGUAAGGCAUU